Drosophila melanogaster (fruit fly) is the source of this 2375-nucleotide messenger RNA. RefSeq lists its product as uncharacterized. Gene Ontology annotation, cellular component: cytoplasm. Bases 129 to 2240 code for a protein of 703 amino acids. Lineage: Eukaryota; Metazoa; Arthropoda; Insecta; Diptera; Drosophilidae. The record is from RefSeq and is marked reviewed. Gene Ontology annotation, biological process: regulatory ncRNA-mediated gene silencing. The transcript has 4 exons. Gene Ontology annotation, molecular function: nucleic acid binding; ATP binding; nucleotide binding.
GUAGACAGAAGCGUUAGUUUAUAGCACACACACAAACGCACGCGGUGUCAGCGAAUUGCAAAAUCAGCGUUUUCACGUGUGCUGUUGUUUUUUUUCCAACGAAUCUCACCAAAAUAAAGGGUUCCAAUAUGUCGGAUCUCGAUUGGGACGAUCCAAACUAUGUCGAGAAGCCGGCGGUGCAUCAGGAGUACUCCAAGCCGAAUAAUAAGUACGAAAGGAGUAUCCGGCGAGAUGGUAACUCACGUGCAUACAAAGGAGAUCGAAAUGACUACGGCGGAGAAGGACGAGGCUAUCGCGCUAAACGCAAUGAUUAUGGCGGUGGACGUCGCGACAAUCGGGAUAAUUACGGAGCAGGGCAUCGUGAUAGUCGCGACAGUGCCGGGGGAGGAGGAGGAGACUUUAGCGAAUCCUUGAGCAUCGCUUCCGAGAUGGUCGGAAAAGUUAUUGGAAGAGGGGGCUCCAAUAUAUCCCGGAUCCAGAACGACUUCAAUGUCCGCGUCAAAUUGGACAAGUGCGACUUAAUAGUCAAGAUAACUGGUAGCAUCCAGAGCAACGUCAUCGAUGCUAUCAAUCACGUUCGCAAGCAGGUCACUAAUUCGGGUGAUAGGGGACAGGAUCGCGAUAAUAGGGACCACGGUUCCAAUGAAAGAUAUGACGGAGGCGGAUACGACAGAUACAAGGGGAAUAGCUACGAGUUCAAUCCCACUUCUUCUGAGUCCAAUAAGGACAAUGGGGAUCUUACGGGCAUCAUUGAUUGGGAAGCCCUGAAUAAAGCUUCGAUAGCAGCUACUGCGGCACGGUGGUCCAAGUGUCCACCGCUAACAAAGAACUUUUACAAGGAGGCUCCUGAAGUGGCCAAUCUGACAAAAUCGGAGAUUGAGCGCAUUCGCGAGGAGAACAACAAGAUAACAGUUUCUUAUGUUUUCGAGCCAAAGGAGGGGGAAACGUCACCGCCUAUUCCAAAUCCAGUUUGGACCUUCGAGCAAUGCUUUGCCGAAUAUCCAGAUAUGCUUGAGGAGAUUACCAAAAUGGGCUUCUCCAAGCCCUCGCCCAUCCAAUCGCAGGCGUGGCCCAUUCUCCUCCAAGGUCAUGACAUGAUCGGUAUCGCCCAAACAGGCACUGGCAAAACACUAGCCUUCCUUUUGCCCGGAAUGAUUCACACCGAGUACCAGAGCACGCCCAGGGGCACGAGGGGCGGAGCUAACGUUCUGGUGCUGGCACCCACUCGGGAGUUGGCUCUGCAAAUCGAAAUGGAGGUCAAGAAGUACUCCUUUCGUGGCAUGAAAGCGGUUUGCGUGUACGGCGGUGGCAAUCGCAACAUGCAGAUAUCCGACUUGGAGCGCGGUGCGGAGAUCAUUAUCUGCACUCCGGGACGCCUGAACGAUUUGAUAAUGGCCAAUGUCAUUGAUGUAAGCACCAUCACUUAUCUGGUGCUUGACGAGGCAGAUCGCAUGCUGGACAUGGGUUUCGAGCCGCAGAUCCGGAAGGUGAUGCUAGACAUACGUCCGGACCGUCAGACCAUAAUGACGUCGGCCACUUGGCCACCAGGAGUACGUCGUUUAGCGCAGAGCUAUAUGAAGAAUCCCAUCCAGGUGUGUGUCGGAUCGCUCGAUCUGGCAGCCACGCACUCGGUGAAACAAAUUAUUAAAUUGAUGGAGGAUGACAUGGACAAAUUCAACACCAUUACAUCUUUCGUUAAGAACAUGUCCAGUACGGACAAGAUCAUCAUAUUUUGUGGACGCAAGGUUCGUGCUGACGACCUAUCCAGUGAACUUACGCUGGAUGGUUUCAUGACCCAGUGCAUUCAUGGUAAUCGCGAUCAGAUGGAUCGUGAGCAGGCUAUUGCCGAUAUUAAGUCCGGCGUCGUGCGCAUUCUGGUUGCUACCGAUGUGGCAUCACGUGGCCUGGACAUUGAGGAUAUCACACAUGUCAUCAACUAUGAUUUUCCGCACAACAUCGAGGAGUAUGUGCACCGUGUUGGUCGCACCGGACGUGCUGGCCGACAGGGCACAUCAAUAAGCUUUUUUACGCGCGAGGAUUGGGCUAUGGCCAAGGAACUAAUUGAGAUACUGCAGGAGGCGGAGCAGGAAGUGCCCGACGAACUGCACAACAUGGCUAGACGCUUUAAAGCCAUGAAGGACAAGCGCGCUGCUGAAGGUGGCGGUUUUGGAGGAAGAGGUGGUCGUUUUGGAGGCGGACGUGGCGGCGGACGCCGAAAUUUCGAUCAAUUUCAAUACUGAUUCAUUCUACAUUUUCUAGUUAUAAGAGACUAGAGCGCAUUGAAGUGCCUUGCCAAAAAUUGUUUAACUAUUUAUCUAUUCCAAUUAUAGAUGAUCAUAACCCAAAACAUGCCGUGUUAAAAGAACACGCGAUUU